Messenger RNA from Pieris macdunnoughi, 3162 nucleotides. Lineage: Eukaryota; Metazoa; Arthropoda; Insecta; Lepidoptera; Pieridae. The record is from the annotation of a GenBank genome assembly.
AUGCUACGGGUACCACAAGUUGCUAAUGAAGGUCAAAUCGACGCAAACACAGGUUUUAAUAACUUACAUAAUGACGCAAAUAGCCAGAAUGCAUUGAACACAAGGUACCAAAUGCCUGAAGAUUCUGCCAAUUUCGAAUUCAAUCGAGAGCCCUUAAAACCUAGAAAGGUUUAUCGAAUUAAAAAUCCAUUCCAAAAUCAAGAGGAAAACGCUCACGAUAACAGCAAUUCACAAGACAGUGACACGUCAGCGAGCAAUCAGUAUGCCGGCAUGCAGUACUCUUUACCACCCGAAGAAUUCUUACAACAAAUGAGAGCAGAGAAUCAGUACCACCAGCAACAGCAGCAACAGCUGUCCACGCAACCUUCUGUUUACUCUUACACAGCUACCCCCCAACCCCAGUUCUUGUAUUCUACAAUGACUGCAGCAAACUAUGCUAACCAGCCCAAUCAAAAUAUACAAGAACAAAAAUCAUUAAAUUAUUAUAAUCCCAAUGUAAAUUCAUUUCAAUUUAACAAUGCUAAUACGUAUGGUUUAGAUGCUACUGUUAGUACACCAGCACCGACAUAUUUGUCAACUUCAAGUAAUCAGUACAUGGGUACUCCAGCAAAUACAUAUAUAUCUAGUCCCUCCCCUAUGUAUAUCACGAAUUCACCUAAUCUUCAACCGACAUAUGUAUCUUCUCCAUAUUCAAACACUCAGACUGGCACUGUAGACUAUAAUACAAAUAAAGACACAACUAUAGGACACAACACGCUAAACUAUGAUAAUAAUAAUAUCUACAAUAAAAAAGUUCAGUUAGACCACUACAGUAACUCAGGAAAUGCAAUGAGAUAUCCAGCUAACGUACAAUACCAAAGCUAUCCAUCAUCGACAACAUCCCCUGUUUCUUCUUCUUAUUCAGAAGAUUCGAGAGAUAACUGGGGAAAUGCUGCCACUAAUUACAAUAAUGGUGUUUUACAUAAAUCCACGCAAGAUAUACCUGUAGCACAAUAUUCAACAAAUCCCCAUUACCGACUGGCUAAUAAUCAAGACGACUAUAAACAUGAGGCAAAUUAUGACAAUGUUAAUCAAGAUAGCCAACGUUACAAUACUUUAAGUACUAACAACAUGUAUUAUAGUUAUAUCCAGCCGCAAAACCAAAUCAAUAAUUUAAAAAGUCACGCUAGAGAAGUUGACCAACAAAUGGGACAAACAGCAACGUAUUCACAUGGAGAUUAUGGAUGGAAACUUGACAGAAAGCCUACAUAUGGGUCUGAAAUAUCAACGGCUGGCUAUUCCGGAUAUCAAAAUAAUAAUGCAAAAUCAGAUAAUGAAGCAAUUAGCCAAGUAAGUUUUCACAUGGAUACAAGUAAACCAUAUAAUUAUAAUCAAAUAUCAAAGUCUAGUUCGGAGAAAUUAGAAGCAGAUGACUUUGUUAGAGCGGUCACCAAGGCUCAUGAUAGUUAUAAACAGCAACUAGAACUUAAUCGAAUUUCAAAUGGACAGUACAGUAAUAAUGCAUACACAAACACAGAUUUAAUCAAUUCUUACUACGCAAACACAGAGAGGAAUAACAACAAACCCGAUAGUUCAAAUAACAACGCAUUUAUAAAUGGGAAUUCUCAGCCUGAUUAUGUGACUGCAUCGCCUUACUACGCAAGAGAAAACUAUUUGGAAAAUAAACCUAAACAAAUAUUUGAUCAUGAUAAAGCUAUAAAAAAUAUUGUACCAAUAGAUGUAUCUAAUGUUGUACAAAAUUCUAACGCACAAUUAAAGUCAAGCAUUGGUAUUGAUUCAAAUGAUAAAUUUUCGCACAACAAAGAACAAUACAAUCGUCCUACAAGUGAAACAUAUUAUAAAGAUAAAAACAACGUUUACACCUUUAGUAUAAAGUCUCAGCCAGAAGAUUAUCAAUCCCUUUCAGAUAGACUAAAGCAAUUGGACCUAUCUCCACAACAGGGAAAAUCUUCAGACACAUUUUUGAGCUACAACAGUUUGACAAAUAAUAAGCGAUAUGUUGACGAUUCAUUGCAAUCAAAAAAUUAUGGAAAUCUAAACCCUAGUAACUCAGACAAUCUUCAAACGUCAGGAAAUAUUCAACAAACCAGUUUACAGCGAAAUCAACUACCAUCAGAUUUAGCUGCGUUGCUUAAAUUUAAUGAUAUACCAUUACGGCUGACUCAACAUCUAAAUCCUGAUACAUUGAGACUCCCAGGAAACAAUUUUGAUAUGGAAAACUUACCGAAUCCUUUGCCAGUAAGACUUAAUCAAAACAUUGAGCAACAUCAUGUUGACGUAGCAUCUGAUAUCAUAAGUAAAAUAUUAGCUGCAAGACAAAGCACUAAUAAGCAAGAACCAGAUGUACAACCUAAUAACCAGUUUUCCACUAUACAUGGGUUUAAAGUUGCUAACCCAUUUAACAUUGACCUAAAAUUAGUCUCAGAUAUGCUUAAGGGAAAACCUGUCGUUGACGAAAGCCAACUAAGCUCAGUUCGCGAUCAAUACAGUAAACCAGUUCCUAUUAAGUUUGAUUUGCAGCAAAUACAACAACUACUUUUAAAAAACGAAAACGGAAAUAGCCUCAGUAGCUUAGGAAUUAUUCCCAAUUCAUAUUUUGAUAUGUACAGUAGUAGUCGGUAUCCAUACCAAGGUAGUAAAUAUUCACGAAGUGAAGAAGAACCAGAAAAUAUACCAAUAGCAGAAUCAUCAAAUUCUCAUUUAAUCGGCGCUGUAGUAGAAGAAAUGGGACAAGACACAACAGAGACAACGGCCACAGAUGACGAUGUGGAAGCAAAUAACGAAGAUGAUAGGACUAUAAAGCCUUUUAACACACAACACAGAAUGAUGGGCGAAAGAUUUAGGCUUUCCAAUAAUUUGGGGCGUCAUAUGUAUCAAAGAAAAUUUCCCAAAACUAUGAUUGAUCAGCCUUACCCUGUUCUAAAGCCGCCUCAUAAAUCUCGUAGUAAACUGCACUCCAUAGACAAAAUUAAUAGAAAAAGACGUAUCAAUAAACCUAAACAUUUGAGAAUCUUUAAGACGGAGCCACUUUUUGAAGCUAACACAUCGUUGGAAGACGAUUUCCAACCAGCUGUUUCUACCUUACUAAAACCACCUCCAGUAAUGGAGGACAAAUCAGACGUAGUUGAUGAAGAACAAUCGGGAAUAGAGGGCACACCAUAA